Ciona intestinalis (vase tunicate) is the source of this 2938-nucleotide messenger RNA. NCBI's taxonomy places the organism in Eukaryota, Metazoa, Chordata, Ascidiacea, Phlebobranchia, Cionidae. The record is from RefSeq and is a predicted model, not a curated record.
ACAAAAACAUUACGCCAUUAUUGAUCACCGUAGAAUAACGUGUACAUCGCUUACAUCAUUUAUAAUAUCGGUAUGCAUUUAAAUAGGGCGUUGUUCAACAAGAAAUCGGCAAGAAUUCUUGUCAGAUGUGUUUCUAUGGCUGGCACCAAUAACUCAAUCAACUGGAUUCGUCCAAGAGUUGGACCGAAAGCUGUUUUACUUCGAUACGAUAAAGCUGUUCAAGCUAAAGUGUUGUUUGUGGAAGAUAAGAAAAUAAGAUCGAUAAAGGACAAGAAAUAACUGUAAAUGUGCCAAAACCAUUUGAAUUUGGUGUAACUUAUGGAAAACUGUGGAAAUGCAAAAAAACUACAUAAAAAUGUUCGCAUAUUUUAUGAACUGUGUUUUUCAUUAUUAAUGUGACGUGUAAAAUGUUUAAAAAAUUUUCUCAAUGUCAUGUUUUCCAUAAACUUUUACUAUUAAGUAUAUGAUCUCUCCUUUCAAAUGCUGCAAACAUAUUAUUAUUGUUUAUUUUCACUUUUUCUUAUAACUGAUUGUUGUUCAUUUUUUACAGUUAUCUUCGUAGAUACAAAAUGUCAAAGUAUUUAGGUUAUGCGUUGGCUGGUGGAGCCGUGGUUUAUGGCUACAAAUAUUUUGCCGACCGCAGCAAAGUAUUAUCACCCGACCAGCAGAUAGUGAUAGUGGGUGGAGGGUAUGGAGGGAUACGAGUGGCUAAGAACCUUAAGGGGCGUGGUAAUUUCACACUGAUUGAUCCUAAAGGUUCUAUGCAUCAUAACAUGGCAGCAUUAAGAGCUGCAGUUGAGUCUGGGUUCGCAAAUAAAACUUUCAUUCCGUACAAACCAAUAUUUGGUGAACACUUUGUGCAGGGGAGGGUUACGUCAAUCGACACUGAUAACAAGAAUGUGACAAUUGACAGCAGAAUGGCUCCGAUCCCAUAUACCCAACUUGUCAUCGCAACUGGGACUACGGGACCAUUUCCUGGUAAAUGCCGGCAUGACUUAUCCACCAAGCAGUUACAAGAUCUCUAUGAGAAUUUAGCCACGGAGGUGAAAUCUGCGUCGAACAUCGUGAUCGUGGGCGGGGGCGCUGUGGGGGUGGAGAUGGCUGGAGAAAUUGUUGGAGACUACCCUGGGACUAAAAAGGUGACUGUGGUCCACAACUCCGAUGUUUUGAUCAGUCCAAAGCUUUCACAAAAAGCUCAAGAUAUGAUAAAAGACAAACUGGAUGAAAAAAAAAUUGAGCGAGUGUUGGGUGAAAAGGUGACCAACCUGGGCAAUCUUCCCGUCAACAAAACAUCUGAAGGACUGGAGGUUGAAUUAUCCUCCGGGAAGAAACUCGAUGCUGAUCUUGUGAUCCCAUGUUUUGGAUCAUCCAAUAUUACGGAUGCUUAUGCUACUUCUCCAUCAUUGUCAAAGUCAAUGAACCAGAAAGGUCAACUAAAGGUGAACGAAUAUUUGCAAGUAGAAGGUGUUAACGAUGUCUUUGCUAUUGGAGAUGCAAAUGAUUUCGAUGUUGUUAAGCUUGCUUUGGAGGCUCAAGCACAAGGAAGUCAUACUUAUGAAAAUCUGAUCAACAUUGGAAAAGGAAAACCACUAACCCCUUACAAACCAGAUGCCUUUAUGAUGGCAAUCCCAAUUGGGCGUGACGGUGGUGUUUGCGUCCGCGGCAACAGCGUGAUGGGAGAUUUCAUGGCAAAAAUGAUCAAAGGAAAGGAUGUGUUUGUGAAAAUCAUGUGGAAAGAAAUGGAGCAACCUGUGCCGAAAAAUUAAAUGAAUCUUGUCUUGAAUUUUUAAAAUAGGUAUUAAUUCUUUUACCUCAAAAAAUGGUUUAUUGGAUAAUAGAUACUAAAAAGUUAAAAAUAGUACAUGAAUCUUUAAUCAGUAUAUAAUAUUCAAGAAUAUCCGAAUUCAGCAAGAAUUUCCAAAUAUUAUUUCACAACAUUUCAAUUCUGUUUCUCCCAAACAAUUUAUAAUGUUAAGUUAUUGUAUUAAUGUUGUACCUGAAAGUAGAAUACCUAAAAAGUUAAAAAAGUAACAUAGGAAUCUUUAAUCAGUAUAUAAUAUACAAGAACUUCCAAAUUCAGCAUACUUCCUUUACAACAUUUCAAUUCUUUUCCUACCAAGCAAAUUAUGAUAUUAUUGUUGUACCUGAAAUUUUUAAGUAUAGAAUACCUAAAAAGUUAACAAAAAAUAGUAUAAGAACAUAUAAUCAGUAUGUGAUAUUCAAGAAUUUCCAAAUUUAGCAUAAUUGUUUUAAACAUUUUGAUUCUGUUUUUACCAAAUCUUUUGUAAUGUUAAGUUGUGCUGCAAAAUUGGUAGACCUAUUUCUGUGAAUUGUAACUAAUUAAAUUUGUAUUUCUGUUCCGACAAAUCCUUUUAUUUUUUAAGUAAAUAACCAAAAUAAUUUUUAAAUUACCUUUUUUAUUGGGCAUACAUAAAGACGAAAUUUUAAAAAAGCAAAAGUUUGACUAUUAAAGUUUCUGUAAAUAGCAUAAUUAUAUCAAGCACCCUUAUAACCAUAGUGUAGUGGCUUAAUCCUGUGUUGUACCAAUUAUAAGCAUGUUGAAGAUACAGCAAUUUUGAAUGCACUAGUUUUUCAUACCUCCAAUAGUGUUGCAAUUUCAACAUGUUUUCUAAUUUUGUUUCAAUAAUCUUAACUAUGUGUGUUUUUGUUGCCUUACAAAAUUCCUGUACAAGCUACUAGGCUUUUUUUUACAAAUCGGCAAAACCAGUUUUAUUUUAAAGCAUUUUUGUGUUGUUUUUUAAACUUCUGGCCAAUGUUCGUUAAUCAAAAUUUCACUUCUACUUUGCCUUUUGUGUAAAUUUUAGUGUUUGAAAAGUUUCAAAAUUUGUCCCCGUCUUAACCUACACAUGUUGCACCAAAUACUUAUCAGGGUACAAAAUAUUCGUGGAUGAAAUGCAUUAAAGUGGGUGAAAAAAAA